AUCUGGCCGAGUGGUCUAAGGCGCUGUGUUCAGGAGACGUUCAUUCGUAUCUUUCGCAGUCUCGUAAGAGGCCUGGGUUCGAGUCCCAGGGUGUGUAAAUGCUUAAAUUUUUUGUUUCUUUUGCUAUCUUUUGUGGGCCUGUUGCUCACAUUCUUUUCCAACACAUCGUUGAUAGAGAGCACUCAACCAACCGCCUUGCCCUGGUGUGUGAAAGAAUGAUUUUGUCAAUCACACAGAUGGAGGUGUGCUACAAUCCGACAGCAUGUACCCGACUGAGAGACUUGGAGACCGGUGAAAUCAUUGUGAUGCACAGCGAUAGUGGUGGUUCAAAGGUUAAUGGAUUUCGAAACGGUCCUUUGAAGAUGCUAACACAGCCUAACAAGCCGCACUACAUUUACGAACUGCUGAUCAAAAAUGAACGCAGAAGUUCUGCAACUGGUCGUGACGUGAACAGGUGCCUACGAUAUCGCAUGAUCAUGCCAACGACUACAUAGACCAUCGCGUGCUCGUGUCCUGCCUGAUCAGCAUCUAUCUCAUCGAGCUACCCUGCGCCCGCCAGCUGCUUUCGGUCCGUUGGCAGCCUCGCGCACACAAAAGGCUCUCCUGCUCUUCUACAUCUUGUCGCUCAAGAGCAGGAGGCUUUUGGCAGACCCGUCGCAACCACCACGAGACUCCAUCGGGCGCUCGGGAUUGGUAUCUGACGUCCUAGACUGUG
This is a messenger RNA of Emericellopsis atlantica, 715 nucleotides long. RefSeq lists its product as uncharacterized. Lineage: Eukaryota; Fungi; Ascomycota; Sordariomycetes; Hypocreales; Bionectriaceae. The record is from RefSeq and is a predicted model, not a curated record. Bases 99 to 494 code for a protein of 131 amino acids. The transcript has a single exon.